Talaromyces stipitatus ATCC 10500 is the source of this 1616-nucleotide messenger RNA. Its product is annotated as alpha-1,6 mannosyltransferase subunit (Mnn9), putative. NCBI's taxonomy places the organism in Eukaryota, Fungi, Ascomycota, Eurotiomycetes, Eurotiales, Trichocomaceae. Gene Ontology annotation, cellular component: mannan polymerase complex. Gene Ontology annotation, molecular function: alpha-1,6-mannosyltransferase activity. The coding region runs from base 317 to 1450 and encodes 377 amino acids. The transcript has 2 exons. Gene Ontology annotation, biological process: cell wall mannoprotein biosynthetic process; protein N-linked glycosylation. The record is from RefSeq and is a predicted model, not a curated record.
ACGCAACGUUGCAAAAGACAGCUAUCCUCUCGAUAUAUUCAAUCUUCAAUUGAAGCUACUUGCGACCAAUUAUUCGGGCUUAUACUGUGUUAUAUCAUGGCUCUAGUAAGACGACGGAAUUUCCUGCUCAACGUUGUAUAGGUACUCGGCAACCCUUAAGCUCAAGCUCCACCAGUCAAUCAACCAUCACAGUUCCGGACAAUACACUUUGACGGAGGCGAGGAACUUCGCUCCUACCUACUUACAGCAGAAAUCUGAAAACAUCUGAAUCUGCUGCUACUGAACACGACCUGUCAAGAGCUCACGACAGGCCAACAUGGCCCUUUCGCGGUCCCUCCGACGAACAAAUUCUAUAACCUUAGUCCUCGCACUCGUCCUCGCCAUCGGCUUCAUAUUCUUCCUCUUCGAUCCGACAUCAUCAUCGACACCCAUAACCGCACAACAACGACAGGAAGACGCAGCCUCACAUCCGCUUUCACCCCCCACGAAACCGUUUCCCAAGAAACACACUCAAGGACGGAAAGGUCAAGAUGCGCCUCCUCCGGUGGUGCAUUACCGCAUGAAUGAGCUCACGGCAUCGGAUUCAGCGGCCGAAAGGGGUGAACGAGUUCUCAUCUUGACGCCGAUGAUGAGUUUCUAUCAGCAGUAUUGGGAUAAUCUGGUGAAGCUAACCUACCCGCACGAACUCAUUUCAUUGGGAUUCAUACUCCCCAAAACAAACAAAGGAAACGCCGCAACUCUCGCAUUACAAGAAGCAGUCUCAAAAACCCAAUCAGGACCCAUCGAUGACCGAUUUGCGAGCGUGACGAUCCUACGACAGGACUUUGACCCCCCAUUACAAUCCCAGGACGAGAAGGAACGGCACAAAAAGGAAAAUCAAAAGAUACGCCGUGAAGCAAUGAGUCGUGCACGGAAUAGUUUGCUAUUCACUACCUUGGGCCCUUCGACGUCCUGGGUUCUCUGGCUAGAUUCGGAUAUCGUCGAAACACCUACGACGCUAAUCGAAGAUCUGACGAGUCAUAAUAAACCGGUUAUUGUCCCGAAUUGUUAUCAGCGAUACUUCAACUCGGAGGCGCAAAAGAUGGAUGUGCGUGCAUAUGAUUACAAUUCAUGGGUAGAGAGUGAUAUAGCAUUGAACCUGGCGGCGGAAAUGGGUCCUGACGACGUCCUCUUUGAAGGUUAUGCUGAUAUCCCCACGUAUCGAAGCUUGAUGGUUUGGAUGCUACCCGAGAACUCGGAAGAUCUUGAUCCUCGCGCAGAAGUUGAAUUAGAUGGUGUUGGUGGUACGGCGUUGAUGGUGAAGGCUGAUGUGCAUCGCGAUGGUGCAAUGUUCCCUCCGUUCCCAUUCUAUCAUUUGCUUGAAACAGAAGGGUUUGCGAAGAUGGCGAAAAGAUUGGGAUAUACGUGUUGGGGAUUACCUCAUUAUUUCGUGUACCAUUAUAAUGAGUGAUUUGCUUCAAUAGACCUUCUAAUUCUUGUUUGUGUUAUGAUGAAGCUGCUUCAUCGGCCGGCGUCUUGGUUUAUCUCGAAUUUUGGUUGCUGUCAACAUUAUACACUAUUUAUUUGAUGCAUUUAGCGGUGGCUGCAGGAAGCAAUCAAUUGACUAAUACUCGGAU